Messenger RNA from Tripterygium wilfordii, 2064 nucleotides. RefSeq names its product cyclic dof factor 3-like. The coding region runs from base 94 to 1590 and encodes 498 amino acids. The transcript has 2 exons. Gene Ontology annotation, molecular function: DNA binding; DNA-binding transcription factor activity. The record is from RefSeq and is a predicted model, not a curated record. Lineage: Eukaryota; Viridiplantae; Streptophyta; Magnoliopsida; Celastrales; Celastraceae. Gene Ontology annotation, biological process: regulation of DNA-templated transcription.
AAUCGAGCAUAGAAAAACCGACUCUCUCUCACUAGAAAGUUUGCAGCUUUUUAUCUUCUUCCAAAACAACACACACAGAGACAACAGGCGAAAAUGACGGAGCCGAAAGACUCGGCGAUCAAGCUCUUUGGGAAGACGAUUCCGUUGCCUGAGAUCCCUCCUUAUUUUACUGUUGAUGACGCUAUCAAUCGGGACAGUCAGGACCGUCCAUCUUGUACAAAUUCGUCCACAGAGAAGGAUAAGAACAUAGAUGGUGAAGAAGGAGGUGUUGUUAAUAAGGAUGCAAUUGAAGAAAAACCAAGUGACACUAAGCUGGAAGAUGGAGCCCCAUCUGUGGCUUCAGAUGAAUCCAGAUAUCCGGACACAACGUUACAGAUGGAUGAGAACUCUAAAACACACCCUGGUGAGAAAGAAAGUGCCACAUCAAAAACUUUGAUGAUAGAGGAAGAACAGAGUGAGAAAAGUACUUCGCCAGAAAAUACCACCCUAAAGAAACCAGACAAGAUUCUUCCGUGUCCUCGCUGCAACAGUAUGGAUACCAAGUUCUGUUACUACAAUAAUUACAAUGUCAGCCAACCCAGGCAUUUCUGCAAGAACUGCCAGAGAUACUGGACUGCUGGAGGGACCAUGAGGAAUGUACCCGUUGGUGCUGGUCGUCGCAAGAACAAAAACUCGGUUUCUCUCUUCCGUCAGAUAGCUGAUUCCGAAGCUCUCCAGAAUGCUCGAAAAGAAGUACCAAAUGGCGUCCAUCCUUCAUUGAGAAGUAAUGGUACAGUCCUUGCUUUUGGUUCAGAUACACCUCUGUGUGAAUCUAUUAUGCCAUCUGUCUUGAAAAUUGCGGAUAAAUCAAUGCGGCACUGCACGCAAACUGGUUUUCAUAGACCCGACGAGUUAAUGAUACCAAUUUCUUAUGGAGGUAGAGAAAAUGGAGACAGUUGUUCUAACGGUUCUUAUGUAACUGCUUCAAAUUCAAAGAAUGGGGCAGGUAACACUAGGUCACAAGAGCAAGCACUACAAAAGUGUCAGGCAUUCCCGCAGCAAAUACCAUGCUUUCCUGGUGCUCCAUGGCCGUAUCCAUGGAAUCCAGCUCUGUGGAGUCCUCCAAUGCCCCCUCCGGCUUUAUGCCCUCCAGGGUUUCCUAUGCCAUUCUACCCUGCAACACCUUAUUGGGGUUGUACGGUGCCGGGUUCUUGGAACAUCCCAUGGCUUCAUCAGCCCUCUUCUCCAAAGCAAACUGCAUCAAACUUUGGGCCUGACCCUCCAACCUUGGGGAAACAUUCGAGGGAUGAGAAUACAGUUAAAGCAAGCACCACUGGUGAGGAAGAAAAUCCAAAAGACAACAACUCAGAAAGAUGUCUUUGGGUUCCAAAAACCUUGAGAAUUGAUGAUCCUGGAGAAGCUGCAAAAAGCUCUAUAUGGAUGACACUGGGGAUUAAGUAUGAUAAAGCAGAUUCACUUGGCGGAGGAGGACUGUUUAAGUCUUUCCAAUCAAAAGGUGAUGAAAAGAGCCAUUCAACUGAAUUCUCUCCAGUUUUGCAUGCCAACCCAGCUGCAUUGUCUAGGUCACAGAACUUCCAUGAGACCUCAUAAUUGGAUAGCUUAGUGCUUCCUUCUGGUGCAAAGAGUCUUGUGUUAUCAGCUGGUACAUACACAUCCUCACUCAUUUUGAACACCAAAAGGCCAUGUUCGAUAGACCGGCCUCAUCUGUAACUGUCAUUUCUUAAAAGUAGUCCAGCCGAGAAGAAACGCAGGAGAAGGAUCUCUGAUUGAUUAAAUUCUCUGACGUUGGUAAUUUCAAAUCCUAGUUAUAGCAGAAUUAGCCACUAAUAUUUUUUUCCCCCUUAUAUUUUAGAUAUAAUGCCUGUAACCAAGAAGUGCUUUUCAUUCUUUUUUUUUUUUUUGGUUCUUUUUUCUUUUCUUCCAGUUAGAUGGUUUGUGGAGGUCAUGUACAUAUCUUUAGUUUGAGAGUGAGAGCUGGAACUGUAUGUAACUUAUGUCCCAAGAUUCCUCUUCUACUAAAAUAAAUUUGGGGAAUAAGAAUCAGACUUUUACUUCUUGCCCUGA